CCGGUUGGAUCUCGCUGCCUUCUUCCGGAGCUCAGCUCGAGCUCGAGCUCGGAUUCCAUCCAUGGCGAGGUGGUGAUUCGGAGGCGGCGGCGGCGGGAUGAGGAAGAGCUGGGGGAUGAGCACGGGCCCGGGGCGGCCGUCGGCGUCGGGUGACCGGGGGUGGCUGCUCCCGUUGGUCGCGAGCCUCCUCGUCUCGGCGACCCUCUUCCUCGCCGCGGCCUGCGGCCUCUUCUCGCCGCCCUCCCUCGGCGCCGGCGACGACUCCAUCCUCAUCGACGUGGCCACCUGGGACGACGCCGGCGGCGGCGGUGGCGUCGAGUCCGAGAUCAAGAACCGGCUCCUAGACGACGACGACGACCCGGACACGGCGGCGGUGAACUCGGACGCGUCGGACGCGGAGCCCCCGCGGAUCGCGUACCUCCUGGAGGGGACCAAGGGGGACGGGGCGCGGAUGCGGCGGACGCUGCAGGCGAUCUACCACCCGCGCAACCAGUACAUCCUCCACCUCGACCUGGAGGCGCCGCCGCGGGAGCGGAUCGACCUGGCCAUGUACGUCAAGGGCGACCCCAUGUUCAGCCAGGUCGGGAACGUGCGCGUCAUCGCCAAGGGCAACCUCGUCACCUACAAGGGCCCGACCAUGGUGGCCUGCACCCUCCACGCCGUCGCCAUCCUCCUCAAGGAGGGCCUCGACUGGGACUGGUUCAUCAACCUCAGCGCCUCCGAUUAUCCCCUCAUGACGCAGGAUGAUAUACUACAUGUUUUCUCUUCCUUGCCGAGAAAUCUUAAUUUUAUAGAACACAUGCAAAUAUCAGGUUGGAAAAUGAUUUCAAGAGCAAAGCCUAUUGUUCUGGACCCAGGGCUCUAUCUGUCGAAAAAGUUUGACCUUACCCUGACUACUGAGCGACGGGAAUUGCCAACAUCUUUCAAGUUAUAUACUGGUUCUGCUUGGAUAAUGCUCACAAAAACAUUCCUAGAGUACUGCAUAUGGGGAUGGGAAAAUCUCCCACGGACACUGCUAAUGUACUAUGUUAACUUCAUCUCCUCUCCAGAAGGUUAUUUCCAUACUGUUAUCUGCAACUCGGAUGAGUUUCGGGGCACUGCAGUUGGCCAUGACCUGCACUACAUUGCUUGGGAUUACCCUCCAAAGCAACAUCCGAAUAUCCUCUCCAUGAAGGACUUCAACAAAAUGGUCAAGAGCGGCGCGCCAUUUGCUCGGAAGUUUCCCAAGGAUGACAAGGUCCUGGACAAAAUCGACCGCGAGCUUUUGCACCGCUCCGAAGGCCAGUUCACCCCCGGAGCAUGGUGCGACGGGAGCUCUGAAGGAGAUGCCGAUCCAUGUUCCUCUAGGGGCGAAGAUUCAGUUUUCGAACCUGGCCCUGGUGCCGAGAGGUUGCGAGGCCUGAUGAAGAAGGUGCUUUCAUGGGAUUACCGCAAUGGGAGCUGUUCAUCGCUCGGUUACGAUCAGACGAAAAGAGAUUGGUAUGUCCCAAAAACUAGAGGAUAAUUCUGUUGUCCUGGCACUCUUUCUUGUAAAUGCAGAUAGGCUGAACUUGACCAUUUCCAUUGAAAUGAACAAAGCUUAUGAAUCCAACAUUCUGACCAAGAAAA
Molecule: messenger RNA, 1608 nt
Organism: Oryza brachyantha (malo sina)
Lineage: Eukaryota; Viridiplantae; Streptophyta; Magnoliopsida; Poales; Poaceae
Product: beta-glucuronosyltransferase GlcAT14B-like
Exons: 4
Coding region: 98-1504 (468 amino acids)
Cellular component (GO): membrane
Molecular function (GO): glucuronosyltransferase activity
Source: RefSeq, a predicted model, not a curated record